Psylliodes chrysocephalus is the source of this 8754-nucleotide messenger RNA. The record is from the annotation of a GenBank genome assembly. NCBI's taxonomy places the organism in Eukaryota, Metazoa, Arthropoda, Insecta, Coleoptera, Chrysomelidae.
CAGAAUACUUGUAGAAAACACGUUUCCAGAUUCAAACAGGUUGCUGAUUUUACACAUUUCUCCUGUUUUUUCAUGAAUAAGUAUAGUUCCAUUUCACUAAUCUUGCUUUUUAUUUAGAUUUAGAAAUUUUGAAUAUCAACGGGACCAGUGUUUUCAAUAAAUAAUAUUACUAUUAUGAAUUUAAAUGAAUGUGUUUUAAAUCGCAGAAUCAAAUCUAAACCUAGAUUAAAGUUUAUCGCUACUGGAAAAUGUGAAGAACAAGAUAAUAACGAUCGAAAUUUGACUAGACCUGACAGUUCGAGAGAAUGCCUCUCUGAGCCAAUGGAACUUACAAAAACUAAUAAAAAAAAAUCAACCCUAUUGUCAACUUCAAACUGGGGAAGUGGCGGCGCAAGUGUUGCAACAUCUUCUUCAAACCGACGAUCGACGAGUUCAAAAAUUCCUAGUGAAACUCAAUCAAGGACUAUUGUUGCUUUAACAGAAGGCAGAGGACAAGCCAGAUGUGAAGUUGGAAUAGCAGUUAUUAAUUUAUCAAGUCCUGUUUUGGUUAUAUCCCAAAUAUCAGAUUCGCACACUUAUAUAAAUACUCUAACAAAAAUUAACAUUUUCAAUCCCACAGACAUAUUAUUUCCUCAAACUUUUGAGAAUGUUCAUGGAAAUCGAUUAAUGACAAAAAUUAAAACACAAUUUCCGAAAAUUAAAUAUAAUGCGAUACAUAGACGUUUAUUUAAUAAAUUGAAUGGUUUAGAUAUGCUUUCAAAGCUGUGUAUACCAUCUUUAAAUGGAAUCGUUUUAGUUUUGCAACACAGAUAUUAUGCAUUAGCUGCUACUUCCGCUUUACUAAGUUAUAUUCAAGACAAUUUAUAUAUUUACUAUGCAGCAGGAACUAUAAAAAUUGACUACCAAGAAUCAGAAGGGUAUGCUCUAAUUGAUGUAGCCACAGCUGAUCGUUUAGAAUUGGUUUGUAGCGCAAAACCUUCUCAAGCCAACAAACAUUCCAGUCUUUUAGGCAUCUUGAAUCAUUGUUACACUAAAAUGGGUACCAGAAUGUUGAGAUCGUGGAUACUUCAACCUCUAUUUAACAUUUCUUAUAUUCAAGCUAGAUUGGAUUGUGUCGAUGAACUGAUGAAAAAUCAAGAAGUUUUAUCGCAUUUACAGAUUUUGUUACAAAAAUUAUGUAACAUGGAAUCUGUACUAAACAUAGCGACUUUAGUACCACAGGAUCCAUACAAAUGUUCCAUCCGUCAAGUAAAUUACAUUUUAAAUUUACGCAGUAUCGUAGAUUUGAUAAAUCCACUAAGAGAAAUUAUUUUGGUUUUGAAACAACCGUUUUUCGUUAGGAUACGAAACACUUUGGAAGAUUCAUCAUUUGUUAAAAUUAGAGAGAUGAUUGGAGAGUUUUUGACUGAAGAAGCACAACCAACUAAAAGCCAAUUGGUUAAUCACCAAUGGUGUUAUUCCAUAAAACCAAAAAUUAACGAAUUAUUAGAUGUCGUAAGAAAAAUUUAUUGCGAAAGAGUUAAUGAUAUGAAAGAUUAUGUACGCAUGUUAGAAGAAAAAUACAAUUUACCUUUUACUCUUGGAAAUAAUCAAAAAAAGGGAUAUCAUAUAAUAUUAAAUAUAAAUAGACAAGAAAUGAAGACAUUCAAGAAAUGUGACUUACCUGACGAAUUCGUUGAAAUUCAAUCUUCAAGUAAUGCUUUUACAAUGAAAACGCCAGAAUUGGUCAAUAUUUCUACACGAGUUGAUGUUAUUUUAGAUGAUAUUUUAAAAAUAAGUAAUGUGAUUGUUCAUAAUAUAAUAGUUAAUGUUAAACAAUACAUACCUUUGUUUAAUAAAUUUUGCGAAGAAGUUGCUCAAUUGGAUAUCUAUCAAUCGUUGGCUCAAGCAAGUUUAGAAAAUAACUACAUUCGUCCCGAUUUUGGGGAUUACACACAAGUUAAAAAUGGUCAACAUCCAAUGUUAAAUGUUUUAAUGCCUUCAAAAUCGGUUGCAAAUAAUAUAUUCUGUUCUGAUGAUUACAAUGUACACAUUAUUACUGGUCCCAAUGGAUCUGGAAAAAGUAUUUUUAUCAGACAGGUUAUACUAUUGCAAAUAAUGGCACAAUUAGGUAGUUAUAUACCAGCAGAAUCGGCAAUUUUUAAACCAGCAAAUAAAAUGUGUGCUAGAAUUAAUUUGGACGAUAACAUGGAAUACAAUGCAUCAUCUUUUGUACUAGAGAUGAAAGAAAUAAAAUAUAUAAUGAGUACGAUGACGAAUGACUCGCUUAUUCUGAUAGAUGAGCUGGGUCGAUCUACGUCUGUAGAAGAAGGCGUCUCUGUAGCAAUGGCGAUUUUGGAAAAAUUAUCAUCCUUUCGAUCGCAUAUUUUUAUUACAACACAUUUUUCUAUGCUGGGAAAAUUUUCUUCUAUUUAUCCAUACAUAAAAACCUGGCAAAUGGAAACAAUUCCAAUUGGGACCAAUCCGAAAACUUUAAAAUUAAAUUAUACAUACAAUAAAACAUCAGGAUUUACCCAAAUUAGCCGAUAUGGGGUAUACAUUGUACGAAAUAUAUGGCCAGAUGAGAUUCUUAAAAUCGUCGAUGAUUCUAUAGAUCGAUUAGAAACCCAACAAUAUGAAUCAAUAUUUUACCCAAUGGAUGAAAAGGCUGUAGUAAAAUAUAAUAUAGAGAGCAAUCUAAGGCUAUUAAAAGAAAAACGGUUACUGUCUAUUCCAAAAAUUAAAAAGAUUAUUACUGGAUACAAAGAAAAGCUGAAACGACUUAAUUAUAAUAUCAAAGAUAUUACUUUUUCGAUUAAUACAUCAAAACAAGAUCCCAAAUUAACAAGUCCAGAAAAUGUAAACACGGAUGGGGAAUAUUUGCUGCAACAACAAGAAGAAGAACAACAAUUUGAAAAUAUAUUUCCUUCUAAUUUUACUAAAGAAAAUCACUCGUUUAAUUUACAGGAAAUUCCAAACUUUGAUUUCUCAGACAAACAUUCCAUUAUUGUGAGUAAAGAAAACUCACUCAACUGCAGCUAUUCAACUGAAAAUUCCGAGUUUAUUAAAAUGCUUCAUCCUAUAAUUGAUAUCAACGAAUCUUGUCCCGAUGGAUUAGACUUCCAACGAUUACUUUCUACUAGUAAAAUAAUUGAAUCGCCCAAUUUUAAUUCAAUAACACACGAUUUUUUGGAUAAUAACUUAGUUACCGAUCUAUCAGAAGCUUUGACUUCUCCUCCUCGAUAUUUUAAAGAUAUUUCAAGUAAUUCCUCUAAUGUCAAAACUAUUUCACAUAAAAGAAAUAAAUCGCCUGUCAAAUAUAUAUCACCAAUAGUUAAUAUUGUCCAAGGAUUAAAUAAUACUACACUGUCAAAUAGUUCCUUUGAUGAUAUCCCAAGAAACGACUGUAUGAAUUUGGAAAAUAAAAUACACCAAAAGGAAAAUAAUACAAGUACUAUAAACAGAAAUGACAGUCACAUUUCUAGUGAUCCAGCCGUAGUAACAUCGAUUUCCGGACUUAAUAAUAGUACCUCGAAAACUGAUCAAGAAUUGCCCAGUCAUUUACAAUCACACACUAUUGUAAAAGAUAUAGACGAUCAUAAUCUAAGUCGGAAAGAUACCAGCUCUUCUGAUAAUCCAGAUAAUGAUAAUGUUUCAUCUGAAUAUUCCUAUCGGAUUAAAGACCAAAAAUUCAAUAGUUCCAUUAAAGGAAGAACACUUGAUACUCUUCCCAAUCACAAUAGUUCCAUUGAAAAAGGAGAAACUAUACAAAACAGCAUCUCUUCUUUAUCUAACAAGAAAAUGGACGACUUCCCAGAACAAGACUCUAAAUUAAAUCAACUUUCCAUAAAUCAAACCAUAAUUUCCGAUUUAACUACAAAGCUUACUCUCUAUACUAAUUCUUCUGAUAAUUCAAAUAGUGUUUCUUCUGAAUAUCCCAAUCGAAUUAAAGACCAAGAAUUUAAUGUGAUUCCCAUUCACAAUAGUUCCAUUAAAGGAAGAAAACUUGAUACUCCUCCCAAUCAUAAUAGUUCCAUUGGGACUCCAAUAGCUGUAGAAAAAGGAAAAACUUUACAGAACAGUAUCUCUACUUUAUCCAACAAAAAAAUUGACUACUUCCCAGAACAACACUCUAAAUUAAAUCAAUUUUCUAUAAAUCAAACCAUAAUUUCCGAUUUAACUAAAGAGCUCACUCUCGAUACUCACUCUUCUGAUAAUUCAAAUAGUGUUUCUUCUGAAUAUCCUAGUCGAAUUAAAGACAUUCCCAUUCACAAUAGUUCCAUUAAAGGAAGAAAACUUGCUCCUCUUCCCAAUCAUAAUAGUUCCAUUGGGACUCCAAUAGCUGGAGAAAAAGGAGAAAUUUUACAGAACAGCAUCUCUACUUUAUCCAACAAAAAAAUUGACUACUUCCCAGAACAAGACUCUAAAUUAAAUCAACUUUCUAUAAAUCAAACCAUAAUUUCCGAUUUAACUACAAAGCUUACUCUCUAUACUAAUUCUUCUGAUAAUUCAAAUAGUGUUUCUUCUGAAUAUCCCAAUCGAAUUAAAGACCAAGAAUUUAAUGUGAUUCCCAUUCACAAUAGUUCCAUUAAAGGAAGAAAACUUGAUACUCCUCCCAAUCAUAAUAGUUCCAUUGGGACUCCAAUAGCUGUAGAAAAAGGAAAAACUUUACAGAACAGUAUCUCUACUUUAUCCAAUAAGAAAAUUGACGACUUCCCAGAACAAGACUCUAAAUUAAAUCAACUUUCUAUAAAUCAAACCAUAAUUUCCGAUUUAACUACAAAGCUUACUCUCUAUACUAAUUCUUCUGAUAAUUCAAAUAGUGUUUCUUCUGAAUAUCCCAAUCGAAUUAAAGACCAAGAAUUUAAUGUGAUUCCCAUUCACAAUAGUUCCAUUAAAGGAAGAAAACUUGAUACUCCUCCCAAUCAAAAUAGUUCCAUUGGGACUCCAAUAGCUGUAGAAAAAGGAAAAACUUUACAGAACAGUAUCUCUACUUUAUCCAAUAAGAAAAUUGACGACUUCCCAGAACAAAACUCUAAAUUAAAUCAAUUUUCUAAAAAUCAAACCAUAAUUUCCGAUUUAACUACAAAGGUCACUCUCGAUACUCACUCUUCUGAUAAUUCAAAUAGUGUUUCUUCUGAAUAUCCCAAUCUGAUUAAAGACCAAGAAUUUAAUAUGAUUCCUAUUCAGAAUAGUUCUACUAAAAGAAGAAAACUUGGCGCCCUUCCCAAUCGCAAUACUUUAAUUAAAAAAAGAAAACUUGGUACUUCAAGAGCUGUAAAAAAAGGAGAAACUUUACAGGACACCACCUCUACUUUAUCUAACAAGAAAUUUGACGACGUUCCAAAACACGAUGACACUAGGUCUUCUGAUAUUGCAAACAUUGAUAAUGAUAAUGUUUCUUCUGAACAUUCCUAUCGAAUUGAAGAGCAAGAAUUUAAUAUGAUUCCCAGUCAGAACAGUUCCAUUAAAAGAAGAAAACCUAGUACUCCAAUAGUUGUAGAAAAAGAAGACACUUUACAGAACAGCAUCUCUACUUUAUCUAACAAGAAAAUUGAGGACUUCCCAGAACAAGGCUCUAAAGUAACUGAUGAGACCAAAAUUAAUUCGUCCAGUAGUUCAAAUCAAAUUAAAAAGAAAAAUCUAAUCAGAAAAUCCCGUCUAAAUUACAACAGAGGGAAUGUCUUUCAAAAUUUUCCAAAUGAAACAAACUCGACUUCUCAAAAUACCUCUAAUAAAUCCAAUUCAACUCCAUUUCGAAAUAUCGAUUCUGAGGCUUCGUCGUCUAAAUCAAAUAGUUAUAAUGAAAUAAGGAACAAAAAUACAAGUGUUAAUGAAAAUAAAGUUAGAAAGAGAAAACUGGCGAAUGUUCGAAAAAAAUUCAUUCCCCCACGUAAAUUAAGUGCUAAACAAAUAAAGGAAGAAUUCGAAGAGCAAGAUAGAGAAAUUAUGAACAACGGUACACCAAAUUCCGCGAAUAUAAGUAGAUACGUAGAACGAAGCAUGAACCGGCCAUCUGUAAACCAAAUUCAAAAUACCACUUACUUAGGAACUUUAAGGAAAAACGCAGAAGGAUUUAACUUAAUUGUACCUAAACCGAAAGUUUAUAAAAACAAAAAGAACGUCAUAAAGAGCGACUCUACUAACACUAUUGACAUUACGAUUUUCAGCGAUAGAAACGCUAACGCAUUCGAACGGUUCAUCACUUCCGAUGAGACGGAUUUUAGAAAUUUUCACUUUAGCAAUCAAAAAACUGUUACCACAGGCAGUCAAAGAAGCGAGGAUAUAUUUGAUUAUUACAUGAGUCAUAGUCAAAUUAAAAGUACUCAAUCUCAGAACAACUUUAAUAUGACGUUAACUCCGAAUGGAUACUAUAAACAAAAUAAAAUGGAUAUUAAUAAUGUAAUAAACAAGUACUUGUCGAAUAAUUCGUGUUCAAGCAUCACGAGAUUCAAUGAAUCACAAUCGGAAAAGGCAAAAAACAUAUUCGAAAGCAAUCAUUCAGGAUUAGACGAUUUUGAUUUAUAAUUAAUUAAAUUACCAACGAAAGUAGACUUUGUUUCAGUAGUAAAUGGUAGGGGUGGGCAAAACAAUCGAUUAGUCGAUUAAUUUUUUAGAAAAAUUUAUUAAUCGGUUAUGUUCGAUUAAUCGAUUAUUUUCGAUUAUAAUCGUUUAAUUUCUUGAAAUACGAGUAUAUUCUAUUAAUCGAUUAUUUUCGAUUAAUCGGUUAUUUUCAAGUAAUCGAUUAUUUUAAUUUAUAAUUAAUUAAAUUACCAAUGAAAGUAGACUUUGUUUUAAUAGUAAAUAAUAGGGUUGGGUAAAACAAUCGACUUGUCGAUUAAUUUUUUUUGUUUGUUUAAUCGAAUAUGUUCUAUUAAUCGAUUAUUUUCGAUUAAUCGUUUAUUUUCCGCAAAUCGAUUAUUUUCUAAUAUUCGAUUAUUUUUCAAUAAUCAAUUAUUUUCGUUUAAUCGAUAAUUUUCAAUUAAUUGAUUAUUUUCAAUUAUCUGUUUGACUAUUUUCGAUUAUUUUCGAUUAAUCGAAAAUUUCUUAAAUCUCAAUUUAGCAGAUUUCGAUAUAUUUUUAUAGUAUGUUACACAGGGUGGGCCAAACCUCUGUCGUAGUUCUAUAACUCCUACUAUGCAAAUCUUAGUGAUUUAUUUGAAGUAUUCUUGCUAGUAGGGCCAAAACCAAAUAUCCGACAAUUAUUUUCUUGUGUACAAGGUGGAAAAUCACUAUUUUUUUUUAAAUGGAAUGACCCAACUUUUUUUAAAAUUGUAGGACUCUAUGGUUACUACAUAUCUACAAAAUAUUGAUUCUAAAAUACCACCUCUUUCGUAGGAAAAAAAAAUUACCGAAAAAUUAUUACAAUUUCAGGCGCCUAUUAAAAUAUGCAAUUCUCUCUCGAAUAUAUCGUUAGAAUUUAAAAAAAACUAUAAAUGUAUAAAGCUAAUAGACUAAAGAUAUUUUAGACCGUUUUAAUUUUUCAUUUUGUACAGGGUGGUCACAAAUUAAUUUUACUUUCCAAACUUUUCCAAGAAUUUUUUUCAAAUUGUUCAAAUGGAACACCCUGUAUUACUAUUCAUCACAAAAGAAGAAUUUUAUACCCUUCAACUUCCCCAUGUACUUAUUUUACGUCGUUAAAAAAUAAAUAUCAGUGAGAUCGAUUUUACCCGAUUAUAACAUUUUUAAAUAAACUAUUAAAAAAAUACCCUGAAAGAACUCAUAAUUAAAAAAUUAAAGUAUUACAUUACUCACCAGUCUUAUAUUAUAUUUCUUUAUUUACCUAUUUCUUUAUAAAGGCGGCCAAAAGACUUGUUUUUUACGCGGCGUCAGCCAUUUUCUGCUCAUCUCACAACCGCCAGACCGUCAUCAUCCUGUUUUUUAAACUCAACAAUGCAAUACAUCUGUAAAAUACCAAAUUCGGUUUAAUAUACUUUAUUAUUUUGUCACAUUCUACUUUUUACUUUUUUCUAAAACAUCUUAUCAAAUAAAGUACAAUUUAAAAAUGCAACACGUUCACGAGGUCACGACUGUCAUGAGAAUCAUGAAGAUGAAGGAAUUUUAAGUGACGUCUAUUCUAUGUCAUCAAUGCGAUGUCAAAUACAUGUUACUGAUUAGGAUAUUGUAUUUUGGAUAAGUUAAUACUAAAAAACUACGACAUAAUGACAAGUCUGUAUUGACGUCUAAUUAACGUUGCAAAAACGACGUCAAAGUAACGUCAUUAAUUGGGAUAGUGUCGUUUCUGACGAGUAAAACCAAAAAAUCACGUCAUAAUGAUGGCACCUUGUUGCUUGGGGCAUCUUUACAACACUUUUGACAACGGUGAACAUGGCACACUACUAUUUUCAUUAAUCUUACAGCAUAUGUGACAAGUUAUGCUUACGUUUCCGUUAUCAUAAAAAUACCGUGGUUGAUAUUAGCCAGAGACCGAUAUUCUCCCACUUUCCCCUUUUUAUAUAAAACACACUACACUAAAUUAUAAACUAACGUUUUAAAUUAAUAAAAAAAAUCGCAAAUAUUUUAUAACUAAACGUUUCCAAACACAACCUCUAAUCUAACUUAUUCUUCUAUCAAUCGCGGCGUGCCACUGAGGUGAUCAUGACAAAAUUUAGUUUCUGCUACUGUCGUCAUCUAUGACGCAUCUGUACUCUGUACUCUUUACUAUUGAAACAGAGUCUAGUAAGUGUUGUUAAGUAGAAUAUUUAUAUUGUUUGUAGUGUUUGUAAUUAUUGUUGUUAUAGUUCUUAAUAUUGAAAAAAGUUUAAGAAUAAAAUU